AUGCCUGUGGUCAACGUCGACGACCUCGUCCGCCUCCAGCGGAAGCCCGAGGAUAUUCGCAAUAUCUGCAUCCUCGCCCACGUCGAUCAUGGUAAGACCUCAUUGUCCGAUAGCCUGAUCGCGACCAAUGGCAUCAUCUCGCCUAAGCUAGCGGGCAAGAUCCGCUACCUGGACUCUCGUCAAGACGAGCAGCUCCGAGGUAUCACGAUGGAGUCUUCAGCUAUCUCCCUAUUCUUCUCGAUGCUCCGCCGUCCCAGUCCGGAUGCGGCGCCUGUCCCGAAGGAGUACCUGAUCAAUCUGAUUGACUCGCCGGGACAUAUAGACUUCAGCAGUGAAGUCUCUACAGCGUCCCGUUUGUGUGAUGGUGCCGUCGUCCUCGUUGAUGCUGUUGAAGGUGUUUGUAGUCAGACGGUGACCGUUCUGCGCCAAACCUGGGUUGAGCAACUGAAGCCGAUCCUCGUCAUCAACAAAAUGGAUCGGCUCGUGACAGAGCUUAUGAUGAGCCCUAGCGAAGCUUAUUCGCAUCUCAGUAGACUCUUGGAGCAAGUCAAUGCAGUGAUUGGCAGUUUUUACCAGGGAGAGCGCAUGGAGGAAGACUUGCAGUGGCGCGAGCGUAUGGAAGACCGGGCCAACGCCGCUGCUGCCCGGGACAAGGAUAAGGCCAAGAAGCAGUCUUUAGAUGAUGAGUCCACUCAGAGUGUCAGUGAAAUCGCUGACUUUGAAGAACGGGAUGACGAGGAUCUCUACUUUGCCCCUGAAAAAAACAACGUCAUCUUCUGCAGUGCAGUUGAUGGCUGGGCUUUCACUAUCCGUCAAUUUGCCGCCAUCUACGAAAAGAAACUCGGUAUCAAGCGGGCUGUUCUAGAGAAGGUCCUCUGGGGUGAUUUCUACUUGGACCCCAAGACAAAGAGAGUGCUUGGCCAGAAGCAUUUGAAGGGUAGGGCAUUGAAACCUAUGUUCGUACAGCUGGUUUUGGAUAGCAUCUGGGCUGCAUAUGAAGCGACUACAGGCGGAGGGAAAGGCAAAGGCGAUCCGGUUUUGUUGGAGAAGAUCACCAAGUCCCUGAACAUCACCAUCCCGCCAUACAUUCUGCGCUCGCGUGACCCGAAGAACAUCAUGACUACCCUUUUUUCCCAGUGGCUACCUCUAUCAACUGCAGUACUUGUUUCUGUCAUUGAAUACCUGCCCAGUCCCCCGGUGGCACAAGCUGCCCGACUUCCAGACAUGAUCGAGUCAUCUCCUGGCUCGGAUCACAUCUCCGAAGAGAUCAAGCAAGCCAUGAUCGACUUCAAGACAGGCCCCGAGCAACCAGUGGUUGCGUACGUUAGUAAGAUGGCUGCAAUUCCGGAGAGUGAAUUGACGUCGAGCAAGAAACGCAGCGGUGGUACUAUGACCGCAGACGAGGCUCGAGAAAUCGCUCGCCGCAAGAGAGAAGAGAUUGCAAAGAUGCAAGCCGAGGCUGGCGCCGGCCAAGGCGAUGACUUUGCCCAAAUGACCUCGUCAUUCGCGAACACAUCCUUGAUUACAGAGGUAGAGGAGCCGGAAGAAGUGGGCGAAAAGGAAGACAAAGAGCAUCUGAUUGGAUUCGCCCGGCUUUAUUCGGGAACUAUCUCGGUUGGAGACUCAAUUUAUGUGCUGCCGCCCAAGUUCUCACCAGAAAAUCCACAUGCCAGCCCAGAACCAAAGAAGGUCACUGUCACAGACUUGUAUCUUCUUAUGGGCCGGAGUCUUGAGCCACUGCAGUCUGUCCCGGCUGGUGUGGUCUUCGGAAUUGGAGGUCUUGCAGGCUAUGUCCUCAAGACAGGUACGCUUUGUAGCCAACUUGAAGGCAGUAUCAACCUGGCUGGUGUCUCGUUGAACACCCCUCCCAUUGUCCGCGUUGCCCUUGAGCCAGCAAACCCCGCGGACCUCAACAAGAUGAUCACCGGCCUGCGUCUACUUGAGCAGAGUGAUCCCUGCGCCCUAUAUGAGGUGCUCCCAAGCGGCGAACACGUUAUUUUGACGGCGGGUGAAUUGCAUCUAGAGCGAUGCAUUAAAGAUCUCCGCGAGCGCUUCGCUCGGUGCGAAAUUCAAACCGGCGAGGCUAUUGUCCCGUACCGGGAAGCCAUUGUCGACGCAGCUGAGAUGGCUCCUCCCAAGAAUCCGGAGCUUGGUCGGGGAGGUGUUGUAGCUGUUUCCUCGUCUAAGCAGAUGACUGUGCGCCUUCGCGUUGUACCUCUGCCAGAGGCUGUGACCGAGUUCCUUACCAAGCAAGUUGGAACCCUCAAGCGGGUUCAGCAGGAGAAGCGCAAUUCCACAGAGGCCGAAGCAGCCGUGGAGGGUACUGUUGAAAUAGUUCAGCAAGUGGACUCUGCUGAUGUCGAUGCUACUGGCGAAGCCCGCGAGGGUAAUAUCCUGUCCUUGAAGGAAUUCCGCGAGGAGCUGGACAAAGUGUUUAAAGAAGAAGUCAAAGAAGACCAAGAGCUAUGGAGGAGCGUCGUCGACCGAAUCACUGCAUUUGGACCCCGACGAGUAGGACCUAACAUACUAGUCGACGCUACCACGGUCAACUCUUGUGAUAAAUUCUUGCUGGGCGACAAACAAACCACCAUUUCCCCCGACGACCAAAAGGCGCUGCUGAUUCGCGACUUCUGUGACAAGAUUGCAUACGCUUUCCAGCUUGCGACUGGCCAAGGACCUCUCUGCCAGGAGCCCAUGCAAGGCGUUGCUGUCUUCUUAGAAGACCUUUCCGUCGAUGUCAGCGCUGGCGACGACCUGGACAAGGGCCGUCUGACAGGCGACUCGAUCAAGCUUGUCCGCGAAGGUAUCACCCAGGGCUUCCUCGACUGGAGCCCCCGCAUUAUGCUCGCAAUGUACAGUUGCGAGAUCCAAGCAACGACCGAAGUCCUGGGCCGUGUCUACGGUGUGAUCACCCGCCGCCGUGGCCGGAUUCUGUCCGAGAUCAUGAAAGAAGGCACGCCCUUCUUCACAAUCCUCGCGCUCCUUCCCGUCGCCGAGUCGUUUGGGUUCGCUGAGGAAAUUCGCAAGCGCACGUCUGGCGCGGCCCAGCCGCAGCUUAUUUUCGCAGGCUUCGAGGCUCUUGACGAAGACCCCUUCUGGGUGCCCGCGACCGAGGAGGAACUGGAGGACUUGGGUGAGUUGGCGGACCGUGAGAACGUGGCGAAGCGGUAUAUGGACGCGGUCCGCAUGCGAAAGGGAUUGGUUGUACAGGGGCGGAAGUUGAUUGAUGCGGAGAAGCAGAAGACGUUGAAAAAAUAA
Molecule: messenger RNA, 3258 nt
Organism: Penicillium macrosclerotiorum
Lineage: Eukaryota; Fungi; Ascomycota; Eurotiomycetes; Eurotiales; Aspergillaceae
Product: GTPase RIA1
Exons: 6
Coding region: 1-3258 (1085 amino acids)
Biological process (GO): cytosolic ribosome assembly
Cellular component (GO): ribonucleoprotein complex; cytosol
Molecular function (GO): GTP binding; ribosome binding; GTPase activity
Source: RefSeq, a predicted model, not a curated record